AUGUCUUCGACACCCCACCAGACACGCCCAGAAGCUCCAACCCCCACCCAGCGCGUCCCCGUACAAGAUUGGACCACACUUACCGAAGCGCCUCCGUACAACGUCUCCGCCUCCGUCAUGGACACCGCGCUCAAUCACGUCGUCCUGCCCCAAGACAUGGCGCAGGCCGUGUACAACACUAUGAAUGUACUCCUCUUGUUCAACCCGGAAAUCGCCGACAAGUUCAACAAGAGCAUGUUCAGUAGGUAG
Parastagonospora nodorum SN15 is the source of this 249-nucleotide messenger RNA. RefSeq lists its product as hypothetical. Bases 1 to 249 code for a protein of 82 amino acids. The transcript has a single exon. The record is from RefSeq and is a predicted model, not a curated record. NCBI's taxonomy places the organism in Eukaryota, Fungi, Ascomycota, Dothideomycetes, Pleosporales, Phaeosphaeriaceae.